AACAGACGUGUCUGGUGGUUCUUUUAACAGCACCUGGUAUUUAGCUGUGGGCUGUGGUCGCGGGCAACCCAUGCGUCAAUUGAUCAACUCACACUUGGCCGUCCGUCUUCUACUAUGGCUCUCCUCUCGCGAUAUGGCUUUCUAGCCAUUGCUGUAGUCUUUCACGUCGUGUACUUCCUCUCUAUUUUCGACAUCUACUUUGUCAGUCCCAUCGUUGGUGGCAUGCGUCUCUUUCCACCAAAGGGCUCUGCUCAUGCCGAAGCACCAGCGGACCGUCUUGUCCUCUUUGUUGGUGACGGACUCCGCGCGGAUAAGGCGUUCCAGUGGUUCCCGGAACCGUACCCACAGAAUGCAGACGACCUCGACCCUCGGCCUCUCGCCCCUUUUCUCCGAUCUCGAGUAUUACAUCAUGGAACCUUUGGAGUGUCUCAUACCAGGGUGCCGACAGAGUCUCGUCCAGGACAUGUCGCGCUUAUUGCGGGCCUAUAUGAAGAUGUUUCGGCGGUAGCUACAGGAUGGAAGCUCAACCCUGUCAACUUUGACAGCGUCUUCAAUCGUAGUCGGCAUACAUGGAGCUGGGGUAGCCCGGAUAUUCUGCCAAUGUUCCAACAGGGAGCUGUUCCUGGGCGUGUCGAUGCCUUUACAUACGGGCACGAAUUUGAGGACUUUUCCCAGGACCCUCUAGAGCUGGACUAUUGGGUCUUUAAUAAUAUCAAAGACUUCUUUGCCGAGGCAACAAGAAAUGAAACCCUCAAUGCAGCUUUGCGACAGGAUAAGUUGGUCUUCUUUCUUCACUUGCUGGGAAUUGACACUUCCGGCCACGCCUACCGGCCAUACUCGAAGGAGUAUCUCAAUAACAUCAAGGUUGUGGACAAAGGGAUACAAGAGAUCACCAAACUGAUGGAAGAUUUCUACGGGGAUGGUCGAACGGCAUUCGUCUUCACAGCCGACCACGGGAUGAGCGACUGGGGUAGCCACGGCGAUGGCCAUCCCGAUAACACCCGCACACCGUUGGUUGCUUGGGGCUCAGGGGUUGCCGCGCCCGUCCUUCAACGUGGCUCAGUUGCAGCUGGCCACGAUGAGUAUUCUCUGGAGUGGAAGAUGGAUGAGGUCCAGCGCCAUGAUGUUGCACAGGCUGACAUCGCAGCACUGAUGGCCUACCUAAUAGGCACAGAAUUUCCUGCCAACUCAGUUGGAGAACUUCCCCUCGCAUAUGUCUCCUCCGAUCUCAGGGAUAAGGCAGAGGCGUCCCUUGUUAAUGCACGCCAAAUUCUCGAGAUGUACUGUGUGAAAGAAGAACUAAAGAAAAGCAAGGAGAUCCGUUUCAGACCAUAUGGACCACUAAGUGGCGAAAAUAACACUGCGGAGCGCAGACUCUCUGACAUACGAACCUUGAUCGACACAGCCUCCUUCGAGGAAGCCAUCGAGGAAUCAGCAGCUCUCGUGAAAACAGCACUCGAAGGUAUGAGAUACUUUCAAACAUACGAUUGGCUUUUCCUCCGAACUCUCAUCACCGUUGGGUAUCUGGGGUGGAUGGCCUAUGCCCUUACCGGUAUUAUCAACAUUUAUGUCCUUGGUGGCGAGGAAAGGCCUUCCAGGACUCUAUCGGGGGUGACCUUCUUCUCUGCCAUGCUGGCCAUGCUUUAUGCGUCAUUCAUUAUUUCCAAGGCUCCUCUCACCUAUUAUGCUUAUGCAUUCUUCCCGGUUAUCUUCUGGGAGGAGGUCUAUGCGCGACGGCACAGUAUUGCCAUUGGUCGUCGAAUCCUUUUUGGCCAUGUCACGUCGGGAUCUAGCAUCGCGUCUAUUCUGGUUAGCACCACUGCUUACCUCGGAAUCGUCUUUUCUUUGGCUGCAGGAUACGUUCAUCGUGAACUUCUCACCCUUCUUUACCUUCUGGCUAUUUUCUGGCCUCUAUCGUACGGGACCAGUUUCAUUAAGAAAAACAUCCUCGUUGCCACCAUAUGGGCAUUGUCGUGCCUCUCAAUGAGCAUCUUCACACUGUUACCGGCCAACAAAGUUGAAAACAUCGAUCUAAUCAUGGCUGGUGGGGUCUUGAUGCUCGUUAUAGGUGUAGCAUACCUCGCCCUAGAAGACCGCAUAUUGACUUCUUGGUCGGGAGAAUGUCACGGCGCAAUUAAACCUGUCGGAUUACCGAUGUCAAGAGCAUUGACUGGUGCUCAGGUGGGCCUCGUACUAUUGUCUGUGGUAGUCACUCGCUCCAGUUCCCUAUCUCUGCAGGCGAAGCAGGGUGUUCCACGGGGAAAUCUGGUCGUCGGUUGGGCGGUGCUCGUCAUCUCUCUUCUCAUGCCUCUAGCACACAGACUACAGCCAAACAACCACUACAUGCAUCGAUUGAUGGUGAUGUUUCUAACCUGCGCCCCGACCUUCGUCAUCCUGACGAUUUCGUAUGAGGGGCUGUUCUACGUGGCGUUCAGCAUGCUCCUGGUUGUUUGGGUCAACCUCGAGCACAAAAUAUACAUCUUCGGGAGAUCCAAGGGAGAUCAAGUCAAUGACCGUGUAGCGAACAAGCGACAGACUCUGUCUGGGUUACAGGCGUGUCGACCCCUGAGCCUCGCAGAUGCACGUGUGGCGCUCUUCUUCUUCGUGCUCCUACAGUCAGCCUUUUUUAGCACAGGCAACGUGGCCUCGGUCUCGUCCUUCAGCCUGGAGAGCGUGUACCGCCUGAUGCCCUUGUUCGAUCCGUUCUGGCAAGGACUCUUACUCGUCAUUAAGCUGAUGAUUCCCUUUACGCUCAUUUCAGCCAACUUGGGCAUUCUCAACAAGCGUCUGGGCGUGGCUCCCUCGGCACUUUUCAUGGUUGUCAUGGCCGUCAGCGAUCUGCUGACACUAUAUUUCUUCUGGGUGGUCAGAGACGAGGGCUCGUGGCUCGAGAUUGGUUCUACUAUCAGUCACUUCGCUAUUGCGAGCCUGCUCUGCGUCUUUCUCGCUUUGCUGGAAGGCGUAAGUGCUAUGUUUAUUGCGGGGGUCGAGGUGGAUAAUGGUAUGAAGCAAGGCGGCUCUCUGGCCAAUGUCCGAGUAGGGAGGACAGGGAGGCUAGAUGUUGGUGAAGUUGCAUUCUCUCCGUAGGUUGUGGAUUAUAAGGAGCAGUUUGGUUUAGAUAUCUUCCCGGGCUAUAAUAUUACUAGAAUAUAAGGAUCUAAAAUGUACUAUUUUUUAUAAUUCGCUUAGUUAGCUGGU
Molecule: messenger RNA, 3198 nt
Organism: Sodiomyces alkalinus F11
Lineage: Eukaryota; Fungi; Ascomycota; Sordariomycetes; Glomerellales; Plectosphaerellaceae
Product: phosphatidylinositolglycan class N
Exons: 6
Coding region: 115-3087 (990 amino acids)
Biological process (GO): GPI anchor biosynthetic process
Cellular component (GO): endoplasmic reticulum membrane
Molecular function (GO): mannose-ethanolamine phosphotransferase activity
Source: RefSeq, a predicted model, not a curated record